GUGCCCGCUUAUCCAGUGACGCCUUUCGAACUCACUCGGCCAAUGGCGGUUCGCGGCGCAGUGUGUCGUCGUUGGGUGGUUAGAACGAACGUUAGAAGGUUGAGCGAGCAGCAGUCAGUGACAGAUGAAGAGGAAGAAAGAGAGCGCGCGCGGCGCAUGAUGAAAUGUCAAAAUGGGAGAACAAGUGAUGAUAACAAGUAACAACGCUCGCAUACAGUCACCGUAGACGGCUGUUUAAGCAUGUCCACAGAUGACAGCAUCUCUGAGGACGUGUCCAGCUCUGUGGCUUUGAGCCACGAUCAAAUCAGUGCCAAUGGCGGGAAAGAGAGUGAGGCGUCCAUCGUCUCCUCUGAGGACACCGUAUCUGGUCUCCCCGAAGAGGAGCACUCUGCGUCCCACCCCGAGGGCUUCCUUCAGGCGACAGAAGGGGAAAACCGACCCUCCACCACACCAGCAUGCAGCAUUUCCAACAAAAUAAGGAAUCUGUGUCUUCGUACUGAGGAGGAGUUCAGCUCAGGGAGAAGUUUGCCGUUCAUCAACCCAAGCUCCAUAGAGACCCUCCGAGCCCUGGUCCAGGAGAUCCAGAGCAGUGGGGAGACCGACCCGGAGAUUUGGAAGAACUGUGAGGGCCGGUGGCUUCAUCUCUUUCAGUUGGUGGAAAAGCAAUAUCAAGAGCAAAUCCUUGCACAGCAGGAGCAGUACCAGUGCCAGAUACAGCUCAUACAGGAUGAAAUUAAGGCGUUAGUGCAGUUACAGAACCGCCAAAUCAGCACACAGACGCACUCUCUGGAGCCUGGUAAGAUCCACAAGCCUCUAGAGGACCCGGCGGCUGAGAACACCUUCAUGUCGUCGGCUGCAAGACCUCUGUCACAUCCCCAGCUCACCGUUCACCCUCAGGAGAGCUCGGAGGAGGGGAUGGUUACUGUGCUGAGCAGUGGAUAUGGGACUCUUUCCACCUGGGAGCAUGGCUUAGAAACAGCGCGGCCCAGUUCCACAGAGGGGAGGGAUGAGGCGCUGUGGUCCCCAAACCAGCAGGAUGGCAGUCUUACACCGUCCCCUAUACCUGACACAAGCCCAGUGGGCCAGAACCCGCUGAGCAGAACCAUCACAGCCAGCGACAAACUCCAGACGCCUGCGACGAUCGCACCCGUUACCCCAACCGAUAGACAGAGAGUAAUAAGUCAACCUCUGACCUCCUGGGCCCAAAGGCAAAAACACAGACCGAGAAAGAACCGAACGGCACAAAACCGGACGUCACAUGUGGAGGAGCGAGACAAGAGCACAGCAGGAGCAGGAUCUCCUAAGGAGCACACCGAUCAUUUACCUGAUCGUGGAUGCAGUGCAGCCUCCAUGAACCCAUUGCCUCUAAGGAGAAGUGACAGUCUGGUGUCUGAAGCCUCAGGCCUCUCUUACUGGAAGCUGGAUGAGAGUGAGUUAUACCGCCCUCUACCUGACAACUUUGAAAGUGCUUCCUUCGUCCUAAUGCAGACUCCAGAUGAGAACCGUCUGUCUCUGCGGGAGAUCUACCAGAGCAAGAGAGCAGAUCCCAAAGGCCACGAGUGGGACUCCUUAAUCAACUCGUCCACCUCGUCUCCUCAGGUGUUGACUCUGGACUCCACGGUGCAUGUGAAGCACUCGGAUCGCACGUCAGGCUUCACGUCGCCGUCCCACUUCAGCAGUCCUUCUGCGCAUGUCCGGGCCUGUCCUAGCAGCAGCGACGCACCCGUCAGUCCCGACUCCAUGGCCCUGCGCAGCCACAGUGACACCGACUGCAUCUCCAACGCCAGCAGUCUGUCUGCACAGCAGGCGCCAGACCGGACGUCUCCCUCCCCGUCUGCACUGAGAGCAAACCAGGCCAACAGUGAAGAUGAGGGCAGCCACACUGCCACGGUCACCGUACAGCCCAGAGGACCGUCUGCUCAAGAGAUGUACAAGCUGAACAGAAGCAGCCCAGGGACAGGCAAUGGGAAGCUGGAGCGGAAGACCUCGCUGGAGGACCCAGUCGUCCUCUCGCUUUUGAGACAGAACCUGAGAGAGAAACAUGCCCGCCACAUAGCCGAUCUCAGAGCGUACUAUGAAGCAGAGAUCAGUGCCCUGAAGGAAAAGCUGGAUCUGGUAAAUUUGCCUCUUGACAUGGAGAAAAGCAACCAGAUCCUGCUUGAGAGAUGUCAGCACCUGGAACGAGCGUUGACAGAGGCGAGCACACGCAUCCGAGAGCUGGAGAUCAAAAACCACCUCUUGGAGAGACAGCUGGCGGAAUGGCCAGAGCGAUACGAUGCAGCCAGCGCCACGGUCCAGACCCUGCAGCAGCGGUUAGAAGAGACCAAACACAGCAGCCGCGAGAAAGACGCCACCAUGGCCAAACUGAAGAACCGCCUGCGUCAGCUGGAGGAAGCCAUGCAGAACGCCUGUAAGGAGGUGGAUGACAAAGAGGCUCGCAUGAAGAAGGAACACAAGAUGCUACAGGAUCUCCUCAACGAGUAUGAUUCAUUGAGAAGGGAGCAUGAAGGAGCGAAGGACAAGCUGGUCUCAACUGAAAAUAAGCUCUUUGAUGCCAAUGAACAAAUAUGUGAACUGAAAAGGGCCAUCUCUAAGCUAGAAACUCAAGUCCGACAGCUACAGCAUGAGAAUCUGGCCAAAACACGUCAGUCUCUUCACAGCAACUCACAACCAUCUGGAGCGGGUUUGUUCCACCACCCUGAUCUUCUGCUUUCACCAAGUAAAAGGCAUCGAGAUGUUGAUGUCGGCAUGAGGAACGGCGCUGGUCUCAGGGGUGAACAGACAUCUUCUGACCGAACAGCUAGAGGGCGGCUGUCUCCACCAGAGAGAGAACAGACUCAUGGUCACUGUGAAGAACCGAGGAAGAGGGAUGUUCCACUGACGCCCAUGAUGAAGGCCCUGAUCCAGAUGGAGGACACUAAAGCCACUGAGGGACGUGUUCUGUCCAAGAACGGCUGCAGUUCUUCCAGGUUGACUAGGAGGAGGCCUACGGUGGCUUUUGUGGAGAGUUCUGUGAGGGACGCGGUGGAGGAGCGGAGCGGAGCUGUGCUGAGGGCCCAGAGGAGUCUCUCUCCAGAGGGCCACAGGUCAUCAUCUCUGCCCCCCAGAGCACAGAGACCCAUUCCUAUCACCACACCUACAAAGAGGGACACGUUACUCGUGCCUCUCUCAGCCAAGUCCAGUCCUAAGCGCUGCCCGACUGAGAACUUCUCCACAGCGUUGGGUCACCCUCUUCCAUCCCAAGAACACCUGCAGAGCAGGUUUGAUGUUUUUGAUCGAAAUGGCAUCAGCUCCUCUGUACCGUCUCAUCCAAGUCCAAGAAAGAGGUUGCAUUUUAAGCCUUCUGAGAGACUGGAAGUGAACCCUCAGUCCAGCGUGGGCUCGUCUGAGCCUGCAGAAAGCAGUGAAUCUGAGGAGCAUGCGGUUGGACCCAGCUGGGAGGAACAGGAAGCUGCCGUCAGCUCGCUGCAGACACAAGACGCCGCUGAAGAGACGUCCCUCUCCUGUCAGCCUCGCAUUCAGUCGCUGGCUGAUGCAGAGCGCCUCUUUGAUGAGCUCACACAGGAAAAGCAGCAGAUUGAGGCAGCACUGAGCCGUAUACCUGGAGCCGGGGGCCGGGUUACGUUGCAGACCAGGUUAGAUGAGGUGUCCCUGGAGAAUCGCCUGGAAAAGGUGAACCGUGACCUCGGAUUCAUCCGCAUGACUUUGAAACGAUUCAACAUCCUGCGGUCUUCUGCCAACAUAUAGCCAACGGCUGCAGUGAACUGUCAUGAAUUAUCCCGGACCAUAUGAAUUAUUAUCACAAUGGAAACGAUGGUUCCACUGUACAGACUCUAAUAUGUACAUGUUCAGUAAAUAUUUCUACUUUUAUUACUGUAGGAUCUAUUUUGUAUGUUUUUAUUACAUGGUGAACAUACUAUAAAGUAUAUUUUAAUAAUGCCUAGAUUUGUAAAAACAUUUACUUUUUUAAUGUCACAGAAAUAUGGAAAAUUGUAUGCUUGACUCGUUCAGGUGAAUGAUGUAGAUAUUUUUUAUUUUAUUCAUUUGCUGCUGAUAAAUGAAUGGCAAAAAUACAGUCCUGCAGGGCAGCUCAUUUGCAUAUGUUUCCAUUCCACUUGUGUGUCUUAUGACUCUUGAUUUAAAUGACACUUGAAAAGGUAUAUCAUUUUUUUCACUGUUUGUGGCAUGUUUCAUUAAUUUACGUGACGACAUUGCCUGUGCCAUAUAAGAGCAGAGAAUGAUAGCACAUAAUAGGAUGAAUUGAAGUAGAGCUGAAUUGCCUUGUUGAAAUCAUCUCAUGCAAAGAACACAAACCCAAACCAGCACUGACUGUUUACACAUGAUUAUCAAAGGUAGACCUCUGACAUUUUCCAAUGCAACACAGGAUGUGCUGCUUACUUUGAUGCAUGAAAUUUGAAAUAUGCUCUUCUCUGCUGUUCCAUCGUUAGCUGUUGACAGUUCAUUUCUUUUUUUCCUGUAGCUCACGGAAUCUAUUUAACUGUUGCACAAAAAUGUUCCACAAUUAAAACUGCAUACGGAAUCAUG
Messenger RNA from Megalobrama amblycephala (Wuchang bream), 4545 nucleotides. RefSeq names its product M-phase phosphoprotein 9. The record is from RefSeq and is a predicted model, not a curated record. Lineage: Eukaryota; Metazoa; Chordata; Actinopteri; Cypriniformes; Xenocyprididae. Gene Ontology annotation, cellular component: centriole. The coding region runs from base 241 to 3747 and encodes 1168 amino acids. The transcript has 24 exons.